CUGUAAGCCAUGCAAAGCAUUAUCGUGAGCGCAACACUAUCGCGAACCAAGACGAGGAAUACAGUCUAUGCUCAACAUCCUACACGGUUGAAGCUAUCGCAUCGAGGACUGCGCCGCCAGCGGCCUGAUGCCUUUAGCUCGCCAAGACGACCCGCCGUGGUCGCCCCAGCUCAAUAAUCAAUCCAUCAGCGGUUUAUCUGCGACAGUCAAUUCCACCCUUUUAGCAGGCCACUUUCUUGGGGAUGUGCACAUUGGCGAAAGCAAAAGCUUGGACGAUGUACUCGGGUCCCUGCCUAUCGCAAAGGACGCGCCAUUCAACGCAUACAUCCGCCAGGACGAACCUGCCUGCCUCCAUAACACACGCGUCGACCUUCUGCAAGAAAUAUAUGACUGGGCUGAUGGAAAAGCUGGACACAAUGAGCGAUGCAUCUUCUGGCUGAGUGGCCUAGCUGGGACGGGAAAGUCAACAAUCUCCCGCACCUUAGCCCGCAGAUGCAAUGAGCAGAAGCGUCUUGGAGCCAGCUUCUUCUUCUCAAGGGGCGGCGGAGACGUGAGCCAUGCCGGCAAGUUCUUUACAAGUCUUGCCGUACAGCUCGCGGAUGCUGUGCCGUCUCUCCAAACACAUAUCUGUGAUGCUAUAAGGAAGCGGAGCAACAUUGCGAAUCUGUCUCUUUUAGACCAGUGGCGCGAGCUUAUCAUCCAUCCGUUAAAGUUAGUCAAGCCAGACAAGCCCUCAUCUCCAUCUUCCUAUCUGCUUAUCAUUGAUGCCCUUGAUGAGUGUGACAACGAAGGCCACAUUCGCACAAUUCUGCAGCUUCUAGCUGAAGCUCGAUCGUUAACGACUAUGAGACUCCGAGUCUUUUUGACAAGCAGACCUGAAGUUCCAAUUCGACACGGCAUACGGGCUAUCCCACAAGCCGAAUACCAGGACUUCGUACUCCACAGCAUACAACCCACGAUUGUCAACCAUGAUAUCUCUCUGUUCCUAGAAUACGAGCUGGGGAUGAUCAGGCAGGAGUGGACUCUUGGAGCAAACUGGCCAGGCGAAGUGAUUCUGAGACAGCUAGUAUGUAAAUCUAGUGGCUUGUUUAUCUGGGCUGCUACUGCUUGUCGCUUUAUUCGUGAUGGGAGGCGAUUUGCACCCAAGAGACUGGACACAAUUCUCAACGGUAGUAGUAGCACUGUUACCGCACCAGAGAAGCAUCUCAAUGAGAUUUACCUUGCCGUUAUCAAGCACUCGAUCUCUUUGGACUAUUCGGAUGAAGAGCAAGAAGAGGCAUACGAUAUGUUAAAGAACACGCUUGGAAGUGUAGUGGUUUUGCUCUCUCCUCUUUCUGCUUUUUCACUAAGUAGGCUAUUACACCUUCCAAGGGAAGAGGUCGACCAGAUAUUUGAGGACCUUUAUGCAAUCCUUGAUAUUCCAGAGGACCCGACUUACCCAAUCCGCCUACACCACCCUUCACUUCGCGAUUUCCUCUUGAAUAAAGAUCGAUGUGAGGAUUUCUGGGUAAAUGAGAAAGAAGCACACCAAAUAUUAGCUGCUGGCUGCAUACAGCUAAUGUCCCAGACACUCAAGAAGGACAUUUGCGAAAUGCAUGCCCCUGGUAGUCAAGCCGGCCAGGUUGAGAGAAACUGUAUUCAGAAAUACCUUCCGCCCGAAGUUCAAUAUGCAUGCCUUUACUGGGUCCAUCAUCUGCAAAGGAGUGGUUCUCAGGCUUCCAACGGCCAGGAAGCCCACCGAUUUCUGCAGGCUCAUUUACUGCACUGGCUUGAGGCGCUCGGAUGGAUGGAGAAGACUUCAGAGGGGAUUCAAGCAAUAUUGUCCUUAGAGGCUUAUGUUUCGGUUUUGAAAAGUCCGAACUUAUAUGCAUUUAUCUAUGAUGCAAAGCGAUUUGCUUUACACAAUCGAUCAGUAAUUGAACAAGCACCCCUUCAAUUGUAUUGCUCAGCCCUUGUCUUUGCCCCAGAGAAAAGUAUUGUCCGAAAGACAUUUGAGAAGUGUAUCCCGUGUUGGAUCCAACAGAGACCCAAAGUCCAAGAGCAUUGGGAUACUUUGCUGCAAACGCUCGAGGGCCAUUCUGGCUCGAUCACGUCAGUCGCCUUCUCCCCCGACGGCAAGCAGCAGGUCGUCUCUGGCUCUUACGACAGGACCAUCCGGCUCUGGGAUGCCGCGACAGGAGCACUAAUGCAGACGCUGCCAGCACUCGAGGGCCGCUCAAGUUGGGUCACGUCAGUCGCCUUCUCACCUGAUGGCAAGCAGUUGCCAAUCUUACAAGUAUCGGAUCAUUGGGUAGUGGAAGACAAUACAAAUAUUCUCUGGCUGCCUCCCAAUUAUCGGCCAAUUUGUUCAGCUACUUGGAACGGAAGUCUUGCUAUAGGGCAUUCAUCUGGAAGAAUUUCAUUCUUUUGCUUUACAAAGGGAACAAAGCUUGUUAUAUAAAAUUAAAAAGUAAAAUAUCUUUAUUUCUUGGAGGG
Mollisia scopiformis is the source of this 2475-nucleotide messenger RNA. RefSeq lists its product as uncharacterized. Lineage: Eukaryota; Fungi; Ascomycota; Leotiomycetes; Helotiales; Mollisiaceae. Bases 128 to 2440 code for a protein of 770 amino acids. Gene Ontology annotation, molecular function: protein binding. The transcript is spliced from 4 exons. The record is from RefSeq and is a predicted model, not a curated record.